CGCUUCCGGUUUCACUCUGGACUUCAGCGCGCGCGUGAACUCUGGAAAAAACACAUCAGGACUUUUCUCUGUCAUCCAGGAUUGUGUCUUUCUCUUCAAAGUGUGGUUUGGGAAUGUGUUUACUGGACGAUUAUUCCGUUCGUGGAUUAAUAUUGCCUUACUGAAGACUUUAUUUGUACACUAAAGAGAAGGAGGAACAUCACCUGUAACACUUGACCAAUGACACCUGUUGACUCUUCGGCGCUGGUUUUAAGAGAAACUGUGUAAUAAACAAACUACGAGGAUACCUGAACGUUUCAUGAGCGAAUUAAGAUGAAAGUCACGGUCAAUUUCGGGGAAACGAGGGUUGUCGUCCCGUGUAAAGACAGUUGGAUGGUACGGGAUUUGAUCGAACAAGCCACUCAAAGAUACAAGAAGAUUGUUGAACAGGAUGGGGAAUUCCUGGUACGGACGCACCAUGUGGAGUACGAGGACGGGGGGAUCCUGGACCCAGAUGACAUGCUAACAGAUCUGGUGGAGGACAAAGACAAGCUGAAGGCUGUGUACGAGAAGAUGGAGGUCCAGGAGAGGGCGAUGGUGAGUCCCGAGGGGAGUGUGGGGUCGGGUGUCUCCAGCCCUGACCACUCUGAACCCGAGCUCAGCGUCCUACAGCCCUACCUGGGCAGCGAGAUUGAGGUCACCACAUCUGCCCUCAAAUCAACCACCCCUCUGUCCGUGCGAAGCAGCAGUGACCCCGCCCUCGCCUCGCACCUGGAUGUCGUUUCAUUGGACAGUGAGGACAACAGCAGACCCCAGUCAACCGGCGUCGGUCAUGCAACGACUGUAAAGGGAGGAGCCAUGGACAAACCCAAGGUGGACGUCCCAAACUUUAGGACUGGACAAGUCAGCUUAAGCAGUCUCACACGGACGGUGAAGAUUUCUGGAGACCUCGGGCCUCUUGGAAUCAAAGUCGUAUCAUACUGCUCCUCACUGAGUGGAAGGACUCUGGGUCUGCAUAUCCGAUCCAUCGAGGAGAACAGCCGCUCUGAACGAGAGAGGAUCUUUCAAGAGGAUGAGUGCAUUGUGCAGAUCAAUGACAUCGAGUUAAUAGACAAGUCCUUCGCUCAGUCUCAGGAGGUGUUUCGCCAAGCCAUGUCCUCCUCGGCCGUAAACUUGGAGGUACUUCCUGUUGCCAACAAGCUUCGUUACGAAAAGAGCCUCAUCGGUCAAAUUUUCAACGGCACCGAACCAUCCACUGUGGUCCCUAAAGUCAAGAGUCCUUUCUUGGUCCAUAAUCUCCGUCCGAGUAAUACAUCGACGCCGUCCCCGGAGCCCCCUGUCUCACAGACCCCGCCCCUAAAGGAGGAGGAGCUUCACCCUGCAAGACACUCCCCUGUUGAAUCAAACCAUUACAGAGAUACGCCUUCUCCUCCCGUCAGCGCAUCCCCCAACCUCAAAGAUCGUAGCAAGAGCCCUGCCCCAAAAACGACCCCAGCCCUCGUUGCGGUGGUUAACAUGACCAGCAAAAAGCCUGGGAAGAAAAUGAAGAUCGAUUUAAAGAAAGGCACGGAGGGCCUCGGUUUCACCGUGGUGACCAGAGAUUCGUCUCUUCAUGGUCCAGGACCCAUUAUGGUCAAGAGCAUUCUGCCUCGCGGAGCUGCCGUUAAAGACGGGCGGCUCAAGUCUGGAGACCGUAUCCUGGAGGUAAAUGGAGUGGACAUUACAGGACGCACACAAGAGGAACUGGUGGCUAUGCUGCGCAGCACCAAACUGGGAGAGACCGUAUCUUUGAUGGUUGGAAGACAAGAGGAGUUUUUGCCCAGAGAACUGAAAGGAGAGCCGCCAGGUCCACUGCUGGUGGAGGACGGGCGAGAGCAGCUGAUGUUUGAAGUUCCUUUGAACGACUCCGGCUCAGCUGGUCUGGGGGUCAGUCUGAAGGGUAACAAGUCUCGAGAGACCGGAGAAGACCUGGGCAUCUUCAUCAAGUCAAUCAUCCACGGUGGCGCCGCAAACAAGGAUGGUCGCUUGCGUGUCAAUGACCAGCUGGUGGCUGUUAACAGUGAAUCCCUGGUCGGACGCUCCAACCACGAUGCCAUGGAAACCCUUCGCUACUCCAUGUCGACUGAAGGGAACCUCCGAGGAACCAUCCAGCUGGUGGUUCUGCGUGCUCUGGAGCGCUCGCCCGCACAGGAAAUUCAGGAAGACAGUCAAUCUCUCCCUAGAAACGACUCUCCUGUUCAUCAUCAUCCUAACAGCAACUACACCAACAGUCCCACAGCGAACAGCCGUGCGUCCGAAGCUGCUCCUGCUCCACAUAGAUCACAUGACGAAAGACAGGAACUGCCAGAGGAGGACUACGAGGACGAUGAUUUCCCCCCUCCACCUUCUGAUCAGGACCUGCUGGAGACAAACCUUCUGCACAAACACCAACCAGAUCGGGCUGAAAUGGAGCCCGUUUCCUACGUGAACCUCCCCAACAACCAACAAUACCCUCAACGACAGACAGUCCCAGAUUACCCCAACAACAGGUCCUCUAAGAGCAUGGAUUUAGUGGCGGAUGAGAGUAACAUGGCCUCCAUUCAAGGACAGCGACCCGAACCCCCCUCCUCUAACGGGACGGCGCUGGGACCCAGGUUAGGUCUUCAGAAGUCCAGUUCUCUGGAGAGCCUCCAGACAGCGAUGGAGGAGGUCAGUAAGGACGAGGUGCCCUUCCACCGACCUCGCGCACACAUGGUCAGAGGCAGAGGAUGCAACCUCAGCUUCCGCCACGCCAUCGACAAGUCCUACGACGGGCCUUCUGAACCCGAGGAUGAUGACUCUGAGGAAGAGUCUGGAAGAGACACUCCCGCCAGCGGAUCCUCUCGCCAGGAACUGGAUGAUGACAACAAGGUAAAGAAAAAGAAAACCAAAAAGAAGAAAGAGAAAAAGAAGAAAAAGAAGGAGGAGCCCGAAGACCCAGAGAAAAAGGCAAAGAAAAAAGGAUUUGGAUUGUUGAGCAAGGAGACCCCGGCUGACCUCAGAUCAGUGCAGAAGAAUAUGUUUGGGAGGAAAAAAGAGGAUAAAGCCAAAUCUAAGGCUAAACAACUGGGCGCUUUGAGCGAAGAGGAGAUGGACAAGAGUGAGCCUGAGCUGUUUCAGUCCAAGAGUGAAAGGAACAGCCCUGCUCCGGACCGUUUCACCUUCCCGGACGUUGAAGAUGAUGAUCUGGAUCCCAACUAUGCUCGCAUCAACAAUUUCAGAGAACCCCCUGCCUCCAGUCACUCCCCGUAUCCACCCGGGACUCCCACCCACAACUACUCUCAGCCUCCCGUCCCGAACAGAGAGGAGGAGCUAGAGGGCCUUUAUGCAAAAGUGAACAAGCAAAGAGCCGCCCCUCCAAAGACUGACAGUAAUGAAGAUCGAUUGCAGCAAAUCCGAAAUCAGCUUCAAAAGGCGAGACCGGCUCCAGCCUACGAAGACCUGAGCAACCGAAGACGCCCAGAGUACGACCCUUCACGAAUCAGAGGGCCUGAUCCACGAAUGGCUCCGAAAUACAACGACGUGGAUCAACCGUAUGCCACUGUGUCCAGGAGGAUGCCCAUGGAGGACUACCCGAACCAGAGAGACAUCGGCCAUUACCCGAACCCCAUCUACGAGACCCAUCGAGACGACUAUCCUUCACGCUCUCCCCGGUUGCCCGUACCCAGACCCACGGAGGCCACGGGAGGUGACUACCCUUCAUAUCCAGCGCAACAGAGGGGUCCCAUGAGGUACGAUAUCCCACCCUCGUCCAACCCAGGUGCCAGAGGACCACCGCGAUAUGAAACGCUAAACCAGGGGAACUAUCGGACGGCCAGUCCUGAUCGCUACGGGUCAUACGGAGACGAACAAUACCAAGAUCCCCGGCAGAAAAACCCAAUCGGAGCUGUCUAGAGGAGGAGGAAGUAGGUUUGUGCUGAAAAGGCAAGUGGUUGUGUAAAGUAGGUAAUGUUGGACACUGAAGGAACAAUCUAAUGAAUUUUUUAGACUUAUGAGAAGAAAAAGCUAAUAAAAUUGGCUUGGAGUAGCCAUCGAUUACUGAUUAAUUAAUAAACUUUGUGAAUUUUUAUUAUUAUUAUUAUUAAAUGUCAGCCAUUUUUCCUCUUAAAUAGCAGGAUGGGAUGUGUGUAUUGCUCAGUUUCUGGACAUCAACUCAAUUUUACGCCAGUCAGUUAAGUUUGAAUUGUACAGCUUUACGAAGCAUUUAGGGUUGUAUGUACAUUUUGCAUGUGUUUAAUUCAUGACACCACACAAAUGUGGAUAUGAUGGUCUGCUGUGGUUCGUAUGGCCAUUUAUGCCCCUAGUUGUACCAUUCGUUUUGUUGAUGAUGUCAUUGGUAGCUUCUAAUUAUGCUACGAUUUUUCCAGAGUUGUCUGUUUAUGUAUCGGGUGCCUUAUGCUAAAUCGAGAAGGUUUUAAGUCUGAAGAAAUUUACCAUCAGUUUACUUAUUUUGUGGUUGAAGAAUGUUUUUUCUUUUAGAUUUUUAUUGCAUUUUGUUGCCUUUGCAGGAACCUUGUCAUCCUACAACACUUCAGUUAACGUGAAUCAAUCCUAAAGUGUUUUUGUGCAAUGUUUAAGGGUAAUAUUCUCUUUCUAUCCCUUCCUCCUUGAUUAAUUUUUGUUAAACUUUUCUGGGAUCCAAAAACAAGGAAAAGGGCGAGGUAACACAAAUGUCUGAUCUGAUCUCAGUCUCGAACAACUGUUUUGACUUUUAUCUUAGGUUUGAGAUUUUAACGUUCCUGGCAUCUGUUUUAUCGUAGUGUGAAACGCUGCCCCCUAGGCGCAGUACAACUUGUUUCGUAAAAUCUGUUUAUGUAGUUAAAAGACACAUUACCAGGAAAUACAGGAUCCCGUACGAACCAACUUCGAAAACAAACGUAAUGAAUUUUUGCACCUACUUUAUAUUCAGUUUUGCACAUUUAAUGCCUGAGUGAAGUGGUUUGCAGUAAAAUGGAUGGAUUGAAACUGGAGAUGCUGAGAACAUGCAGAAUACAGUACAUGACUUUUUUUUUUAUCUUGUACACAUGCUACUCAUAAAUCAACUUAAUACUAUGUAUGGAUAUUCAAUCGAUGUUCAAUCUUGUGUCGGUCUCGUCACUGAAAAGAUAAUAUUUUUUAUAUCACAUUUUUUUCAAAAAUCUAUCUUUGUGUUUAUUUUUUAUUCUACUGGAAUUUUUAU
Molecule: messenger RNA, 5176 nt
Organism: Pimephales promelas (fathead minnow)
Lineage: Eukaryota; Metazoa; Chordata; Actinopteri; Cypriniformes; Leuciscidae
Gene: pard3ba
Product: par-3 family cell polarity regulator beta a
Biological process (GO): cell adhesion; intracellular protein localization; establishment of centrosome localization
Cellular component (GO): cell cortex; apical junction complex; adherens junction
Molecular function (GO): phosphatidylinositol binding; protein binding
Source: RefSeq, a predicted model, not a curated record